AGGGAAACCUGUGGAAAUAUCUAUGGGUGCUUCUUGUGGUAGUGCAUAGUGAAAGAGAGAGAUGGAAAAGGAAAAGAAAUGGGAGAGUGUGACAUUGGCCAGGGAGGACAGGGAGAGAGGGACAGUGUGACAGUGUAGAGGGAGAAGAGGGAGAGAGGAAGACCGUGACAGGGCUGAGGGAGGAGAUGAAGAGUGUAAUUGGACUCAGGGAGGACAGAGAGAGUGUGAUUGUGCCCAGAUCCUUGUGUUUGCACUAGUUCAUGGCUAAUCCAUGGGAUUAGGGAUUAGAGAAGUUCCUGGAACGUUUUUUAGAAAACUUCCAUCCAGCCUUCUCUCCAAAGACUCAUGAUCAUCACAGCAAUGGGUUCAGUAAGGGCCAACCAGUACAACAUGGUGUCAUCCGACAAAGAUGGUGACAAACUCAGCAUUUCAUCAGCUGCCAACGAGCAGGAUAAUGGCAAGAUCCAAACGCAUCGUAAAUGCCGCAACCGUUUUGUAAAGAAGAAUGGUCAGUGUAACAUCUACUUCAGCAACAUGAGUGGCAAGUCGGAGAGGUACAUGGCUGAUAUCUUUACAACCUGUGUGGACACUCGGUGGAGGUACAUGCUCAUGAUCUUCUCCACUGCCUUCCUGAUUUCCUGGUUGGCCUUUGGUUUUGCAUUCUGGUUUAUUGCCAUGAUGCACGGAGACCUGGACAAGUCAAAGCAUGAGGAAAACUUCAGACCAUGCAUCAUGCAAGUUAAUGGCUUUGUAGCAGCCUUUCUGUUUUCCAUUGAGACACAGACUACCAUUGGCUAUGGCUUCCGUUGUGUCACUGAAGAAUGCCCAGCUGCUGUCUUCAUGGUUGUAUUCCAAUCCAUCAUUGGCUGCAUUAUUGACUCUUUUAUGAUUGGCACCAUCAUGGCAAAGAUGGCACGGCCAAAGAAAAGGGCCCAAACUCUACUGUUCAGCCAUAAUGCUGUAAUAUCGAUAAGAGAUGGCAAAUUAUGUCUGAUGUGGCGAGUGGGUAAUCUUCGAAAAAGUCAUAUUGUGGAAGCUCAUGUCAGGGCCCAGCUGAUUAAACCUCAUGUCACUACAGAAGGGGAGUAUCUCCCUCUCGAACAAAAAGAUCUUAACGUUGGUUAUGAUGUUGGAUUUGAUCGCAUCUUUCUUGUGUCCCCGAUAAUUAUAGUCCAUGAAAUUGAUGAGGAGAGCCCUCUUUAUGGGAUUAGUAAGCAAGAUCUAGAGACUGAAGAUUUUGAAAUUGUUGUCAUCUUGGAGGGGAUGGUGGAAGCCACAGCGAUGACAACACAAGCACGAAGUUCUUACUUGGCUAAUGAGAUCCUUUGGAGCCAUCGAUUUGAGCCUGUGCUCUUUGAGGAAAAGAACCACUACAAAGUAGAUUACUCACGGUUCCAUAAGACUUACGAAGUGCCCACAACCCCCAGGUGCAGUGCCAAAGAUCUGGUGAACAAUUCAUUUUCGAUGGUGCCAGGCAACAAUUCCUUUUGUUAUGAGAAUGAGCUAGCACUGCUGAGUCGGGAAGAGGAGGAGGAGGAACAGGCAAACCGUAUCCUGGAUGUGGACAACCAAUUCGAAUUUGACCGGCUACAAUCUACCAUCCCAUUGGACAGUCUCGCUUACCAAAGAGAGUCUGAAAUUUAAUCUCAAAGGUGCCACUACUGAGUUUAAAAAAAUCUUAGAUGCUCUGCAGGAUUUGAAAUAAAAUACAGGUCACUCAUUGAACAUUGUGACCUGCAGACACUGCCAAUGCAUCAAGGAGCUCGUUUCACAAUCAAUAAUUCGAAUGCAGGAAAAAUGACAGGAAGGAUUUGAGCUCAAGCUGUUCUUCGCUCUCCUGUCUGUUUGAAUUCAUUGUAAUGAAAGAGUCACAAUAUGAGGCAAGCAUGCUCACUUUAAAAACACUGCAGAGAAGUUCUGUACAUUCAUUCCUGUUGACUAUGACAGAUAAAGUUUUAAAAGUCAGGCUCCAGUCAACCUUUCUGCAGUAAAUAGAUUGUUUGGAUGAGAUUAAAAACUUGCUUUAUCAAAAAACA
Molecule: messenger RNA, 2036 nt
Organism: Chiloscyllium plagiosum (whitespotted bambooshark)
Lineage: Eukaryota; Metazoa; Chordata; Chondrichthyes; Orectolobiformes; Hemiscylliidae
Source: RefSeq, a predicted model, not a curated record